AUGAAGCCGUUCUUACUUGCAAUUGCACUUUCUUUGUCGUCAACAGCGUUGGCGGCAGUGAGAGACAUUGAAUUGUAUGCAAUUUCAGACGAUAAAGACAUAAAUGGCCAAAAUGUCUACGUUGCUCACACCGGUAGAGGUGUGCACGGUUUCUACUUGAGUACUGAAGCACAAAGACUACAAUUUGACGACAAAAAGAAAACAUUGUUGGUUGAAAAGAGCUUGACUCACGAAAACAAAGCACAUGGCAGCUCCUUGGGCGAGGUUCUCAACAUCGCAGUAGGUUCUGGCCCACUCAUUGUUGAAUUUGAACAAGACGGUACUUUGUUGUUGGAUAAACAAAACUUAUUUGAAUACGUCAAGAACACCAAACAAAAUCACUACGGUUUUAAGAGAGACACUAUUGACAGUUUUGCAUCAAAGAUGAAAAUAGGCGCAAGAUUUGCCAAACGUCAAAUUAGAAAACGUGCAGAAGGAGAUGGUACAACACCACCAGCAGAAGGAGAUGGUACCACUGAUGAAUUUAUAGAUGAAGGAGAUGAUACUAUUGAUGAUGGUACAGGUGGUGGAGGUGACGAUGGCACAGGUGGUGGUGGUGACGAUGGUACAGGUGGUGGUGGUGACGAUGGUACAGGUGGUGGUGGAGAUGACGGAACUGGCGGUGGUGGUGACGAUGGAACUGGAGGUGGUGGAGAUGACGGAACUGGUGGUGGUGGUGACGAUGGUACUGGAGGAGGUGGUGAUGACGGAACUGGAGGAGGUGGUGAUGACGGAACUGGAGGAGGUGGUGACGAUGGUACUGGAGGUGGUGGAGAUGAUGGUACUGGUGGUGGUGGAGAUGACGGUACUGGCGGUGGUGGAGAUGACGGAACUGGUGGUGGUGACGAUGGCACUGGUGGUGGUGGUGACGAUGGUACAGGUGGUGGUGGUGACGAUGGUACAGGUGGUGGUGGUGACGAUGGUACAGGUGGUGGUGGAGAUGACGGAACUGGCGGUGGUGGUGACGAUGGAACUGGAGGUGGUGGAGAUGACGGAACUGGUGGUGGUGGUGACGAUGGUACUGGAGGAGGUGGUGAUGACGGAACUGGAGGAGGUGGUGAUGACGGAACUGGAGGAGGUGGUGACGAUGGUACUGGAGGUGGUGGAGAUGAUGGUACUGGUGGUGGUGGAGAUGACGGUACUGGCGGUGGUGGAGAUGACGGAACUGGUGGUGGUGACGAUGGUACAGGUGGUGGUGGUGACGAUGGUACAGGUGGUGGUGGUGACGAUGGUACAGGUGGUGGUGGUGAUGAUGGUACUGGUGGAGGUGGUGACGAUGGCACUGGAGGAGGUGGUGAUGAUGGUACAGGUGGAGGUGGUGACGAUGGCACUGGUGGAGGUGGUGAUGAUGGUACUGGCGGUGGAGGAGAUGACGGAACUGGCGGUGGUGGUGACGAUGGAACUGGUGGUGGUGGUGAUGACGGAACUGGAGGUGGUGGAGAUGAUGGUACUGGAGGAGGUGGUGAUGAUGGUACUGGCGGUGGUGGUGACGAUGGUACUGGAGGAGGUGGAGAUGAUGGUACUGGAGGAGGUGGUGAUGAUGGUACUGGCGGUGGUGGUGACGAUGGUACUGGAGGAGGUGGUGAUGACGGAACUGGAGGUGGUGGUGAUGACGGAACUGGAGGUGGUGGUGACGAUGGUACUGGCGGCACAGGUAAUACAGGAGGUACUGGUGGCACAGGUAACACUGGCGGCACAGGAGGUACCGGCGGCACAGGUAACACUGGCGGCACAGGAGGUACAGGUGGUUCAGGUAACAAUGGUGGAACUGUUGGAGGUGGCAAUAAUGGUGGUUCCAAGACUACAACCACUACUAGUCCUCGUGGAGGAGCAAGUAGUACCACCAAAUCCUCUUCCACAUCAAAAACCAGUAGUAAGACAGGUACCGCACUGGCUACAAGUAUCGAAGGUGUUGGUGCCACCUAUGGUGGAUAUGCUUCAGUCCUCGCACUUGCCCUUGCUGCCGUUGGUUUUGUUAUGUAA
Lodderomyces elongisporus is the source of this 2022-nucleotide messenger RNA. RefSeq lists its product as uncharacterized. Lineage: Eukaryota; Fungi; Ascomycota; Pichiomycetes; Serinales; Debaryomycetaceae. The record is from RefSeq and is a predicted model, not a curated record. The coding region runs from base 1 to 2022 and encodes 673 amino acids. The transcript has a single exon.